AUGCCAAAGCGUACAGAUAUCAAAUCAGUAUUAGUCAUAGGAGCUGGACCAAUAAUCAUAGGUCAAGCAUGUGAAUUCGAUUAUUCAGGCACUCAAAGCUGCAAGGUAUUAAAGAGUGAAGGAUAUAAAGUAAUUUUAGUUAAUUCAAAUCCUGCAACUAUAAUGACAGACCCUGAAUUCUCCGACGUCACUUAUAUUGAACCAAUCCUACCCGAAAUAGUAGAAAAAAUCAUAAUCAAAGAAAAGCCAGAUGCAAUACUGCCAACAAUGGGAGGACAGACUGCUUUGAAUUGCGCAAUGAAGCUUGCAGACACUGGAGCAUUAGAUAAAUAUAAUGUAGAAUUAAUAGGAAUAAAUAGAGAAACGAUCAAGAAGGCAGAAGAUAGAGAACUAUUUUGUCGAUCUAUGGAUAAGAUAGGGCUUAAGUAUCCAAAAAGCAUUAUUAUAAAAAGUCAUGAACAAAUCAAGGAAGCUUUAGCAUAUAUAGGGCUACCUGCUAUCAUUCGUUGA
Messenger RNA from Cinara cedri, 510 nucleotides. Lineage: Eukaryota; Metazoa; Arthropoda; Insecta; Hemiptera; Aphididae. The record is from the annotation of a GenBank genome assembly.